UCUGGUCUCCUUAGUCCUUACCAAUCUAAAUAAAAAUCGCUACAUGGCAGAAUUACCAUGAAGCCCCUGUGCUAGUGCUGGUCCCUCACUCUCUCUCCUCCAUUCUAAAUAAAAAUCGCUACGUUGCGCCGCUGCUCCCUCACUCUCUCUCCUUCAUUGCAGAGCGUACUCUGUAUUCUCCAUUAAAUUGCCAUCUGAGCUUUCCCUCCUCCAUUGUAAACAGCUUCCAAGAACCCUUUAAGGUAGGACGGUCCUCUGCCAUGGAAGCUUCUGCUAAGAAGAGUUCUAUGAAAAAAUCAAGUAAAAAGAGAAGGGCACCUGAAAUUGAUGAUGUUCAACUUUCAGAAAAUAUUAUAGCAUAUGAUAAAGGAGAAGACACAGAUGGGAUUCAGAUCGAUGAUAAUCAGCCUACAAUGGCUGACAAACUUGCUAGUUUGGGCAUUGAAAAGAACGAUAACACUGAAAUUCAGGAAAGCCCAGAACCUUCUCAGACACAGCCUCCCAGUGCAGACUCCAUACAUGUUUUGUUAAGGCAAGCAUUACAUGCUGAUGAUAGCGCACUUCUGUUAGAUUGUUUGUACAAUCAAGAUGAUAAGGUUAUUGCGAACUCUGUUUCACAUCUAAAUGCAGUUGACAUUUUCAAGCUUUUGAACUCUCUACUAGCUAUUAUCCAGUCAAGGGGUGCUGUUUUGGUAUGCGCUCUUCCUUGGCUAAGGAGUUUACUUCUCCAGCAUUCUAGCAGGAUAAUGUCCCAAGAGUCUUCAUUAGCUGCUCUUAAUUCGUUAUACCAGCUCAUAGAAUCUAGAGUUGCAAAUUUUAAUCACUCACUUCAAUUGGCUAGCAGUUUGGACCUCCUAUAUGCUGGGGUUGCCGAUGAAGGAGUUGACGAGUAUGACUCUGGUCCUCCUGUCAUUUACGAGGACAAGGAUGAAAGCGAAGAAGAAGAAUCUGAAGAAGAUGCAAUGGACACAGAUGAAGAGAGUAAAGAACCGGAAGAUUUUAGUGGUAUAAGCGAUGCUGAUCUAAGUGAAGGCUUUAGUGACUAAAUUACAUGACCUUAUGUUGCUAUUUAUAAUCCCUUUUUGAGCCCUCAGGGUGGAGGAAAAUUUUGUAGUAAUUGUGGUGAAAUAGGGUAUAUCUUAAAACUUUUUGCUGGAAAUUAAUUACCUUUCAUAAUCAUUUAUCAUAUAUCUUUAUGUAUUAAAUUCA
Chenopodium quinoa (quinoa) is the source of this 1209-nucleotide messenger RNA. RefSeq names its product WD repeat-containing protein 43-like. The coding region runs from base 261 to 1046 and encodes 261 amino acids. NCBI's taxonomy places the organism in Eukaryota, Viridiplantae, Streptophyta, Magnoliopsida, Caryophyllales, Amaranthaceae. The transcript has 7 exons. Gene Ontology annotation, biological process: maturation of SSU-rRNA from tricistronic rRNA transcript (SSU-rRNA, 5.8S rRNA, LSU-rRNA). Gene Ontology annotation, cellular component: nucleolus. The record is from RefSeq and is a predicted model, not a curated record.